GUUAGAUGCCGAGGAGAUCUCGCUCGUCAGUCGUGCGGUGGCCGUCGUACCGAGCGUUACGGUCCUCGGCGUCACAGCGUCUCGGGAACGAUCUCCGCUCCGUUUUCCUGUCUCUGUCUCUGCCUCUUCCGUCCUCGUUGCACGGAUCAGUCAGCUCGCGAAAUUGCGUCUCACUUCGCCGACAUUCCGUCUCUCGUUCGCUGGAGUCCGAUUGAUCCUCCCCGAUGGGCCCUGAUCGAGAAGCGGAGUGCGUUCGCUCGACAUCGUCGACGAGGAGAUAGUGAUGCGCGGGGUUUUGUAAUGGCACGUAUUGGAGCGCGGAUCGAGGAGUCUGCACGGGACAUCAACGUCGGGCGAAUAGAAACGGAGCGCGUCUCCCUGAUCGGAAGUAUGCCGGUUGCUGUAGCGGGACGCGAUAUUAAUUUGCCGGCGAAUCACCGUAAGCGGAUAACAUUCUGAUACAGGGUCGAUGCCUGUUAAGCUAUUACAUCCCGGUAAUCAUCGGUAAUCGUUCUGAAAAAGUGAACCCAGUUGGAGGUACAGAAUUUCGAGAACAUUACGAACAGUAAAAUAGCUUAAUCCCUCGGCUGCAAAAAACGUACGGUAAAAAUCGUAGUGGGGAGUACUCGCGUCGCGUUGAAUGAGCAAUUUUCCCUCUUAUUAAUUAAACCGAGUGAUUCCAGUGUAAGCCAUUUUGGAAAUUGAAAUUGGAGCUACGUGAUAAUAAUCGCCGAAAUUUGCUACCAACGAACCAAUCGUCGUCGAGCUUUGGUGGGCGUUUGACGUCCGAGCGUUAAAAUAUUACAAUCGUUUGCCGUUUUAACCGAUUAACCGAGUCCAAGUGAACUUCGUAUCGCGAAAUUCGAGCGACACGUUUGGUGAGACUUUCGUUAGAUCUGCGUGCGGUAACACGAACGACAAUCGACGACGCGACGCUGUCGCGCGACGUGUAAUGAUUAGGAAACAGAGAACCGGUACCAAGCGCAGGCAACGAGUUCACUAAAGAUGCGUGGGCUCGUCGAUGGUCGGCUCGAAGAUCCCGGGAGAAGAUCGCUGUUGUUGGUCUGUUGCUGCCUGCUGGUGCCGGUGUACCACGUGCUCGCCGUGACCAGCGAGCUGCCGCCGAGGCUCGAUCUGCCCGACCAUUGUUCGUGGGAUUCGCGUCAGGAUGGCGCGCUCACCUGCGUGCAUCGCUACGCGGGCAACGACUCGCUCAGGACGAACUUUUCUCAGGCCACGAGCGAAUACGUGACUUCCAUGAACGUCGUCUGCGAGGAAGACGAGGGCGGCGUACUCAGCGUGGACAGUCUUCUCCACUUGUGGCGGUUGCGUUCGUUGAAGUUGACCGGAUGCAAGCUGGUACACUGGCCGGCCAAGAUACUCAGCGGCCUGCGCGACCUUCGUAAUCUGACCGUUAGAACGCUGAACGGGCGGAAAACUAAAUACAGUUUGGAGCUAGAGAGCGGCGCUUUCGACAACACGCCGCAGAUCGAGAAGCUCGAUUUAUCGUGUAACAACAUCUGGCAGAUACCGGACCGCUUGUUUUGCCCCCUGUCGAACUUGGUAACUCUGAACAUCUCGUGGAACACGCUGAAGGACAUCUCGGAGCUCGGGUUCCGAGAUGCCGGCGACAGACCGUCGAGACGCCAGCAGGAAUCCACGUCAGCUCCACUCCCAUGUUCCCUGGACGUGCAAUCGCUGGACGUGUCGAACAAUCAGAUCCCCGUGCUGCCUAGUUACGAAUUCUCGUCGUUGAAGCGCCUCAGAGUAUUGAACUUAUCGAGCAACGCGAUCUCGAUGGUAACCGACGAUGCACUGCACGGACUUCGGUCCCUGGAGAGCCUCGACCUGUCCGGAAACAGAAUCGUCGCUCUACCGACGGGAAUGUUUCGGGAUGCGGCCAAGUCAUUGAAGGAACUGAGAUUGCAAAACAAUUCCAUCAGCGCGCUGUCACCUGGCUUGGUGGCCGGUAUGAAUCAACUGGUCGCCCUCGACUUAUCGAGAAACGUCCUGAUCAGCUCAUGGCUGAGUUCGGCAACGUUCUCCGGUCUGAUACGUCUCGUGCUUCUGAACUUGUCUCAUAAUCGAAUCAGCAAGCUGGACCCGGCGCUUUUCAAAGACCUUUACACGCUGCAGAUCUUAAAUCUGCAGUUCAAUGAGAUAGAGAUGAUACCGGCGGACACCUUCUCACCGAUGAGCAAUCUGCACACCCUCGAACUCGCUCACAAUCGUUUGACUUAUCUCGACGCGUAUUCUCUGAACGGAUUAUUCGCGCUCUCGCUGCUGGCCUUGGACUCCAACUUGCUCGAGGGAAUUCAUCCGGACGCCUUUCGGAAUUGCUCGAGCAUGCAAGAUUUAAACCUGUCCGGUAACAAUCUCGAGAGCAUACCGGUGGCGCUAAAGGACAUGAGGAUACUGCGCACCCUCGAUCUGGGCGAGAACCGGAUCAGGAGCCUGAAUAAGCCAGGUUUCCGAGGCAUGUCACGCCUGUACGGACUGAGAAUGAUCGGUAACGAUAUCACCAACGUCACGCAGGAGGAUCUCGCGGAAUUGCCGGCGUUGCAGAUCUUAAAUCUGGCCAGGAACAGAAUCGAAUUCGUGGAGGACGGCGCGUUCGCCGCCAAUCCGGCGCUGCAGGCGAUCCGAUUGGACUCGAAUUCGUUGCAGGACAUGUCCGGUAUCUUCGCGAGCGCUCCCGGUCUCCUGUGGCUGAACAUGUCCGACAACAUGAUCACGCAGUUCGAUUACAGCUACCUGCCGGAGAAAUUACAGUGGAUGGAUCUGCAUAAAAAUUAUAUCGCGGACCUCGGCAUCGCGCCACGGGGUAUGAAAUUGCAGACGCUCGACGUGUCGUUUAACCGGCUAACGAGGAUACACUCGCGGUCGAUUCCAGAUUCCAUCGAGCUCCUGUUCGUCAAUGAUAACCAGAUAUCCUCGGUGGAGCCGCAGACGUUCUUCGCGAAGAUGAAUCUCACUCGUGUGGAUCUCUACGCGAACAUGAUCGUCAAGAUGAACCUCUCGGCGUUUCAACUCACUCAGGUGCCACCUAAUAGGCAACUUCCGGAGUUCUACAUCGGCGGAAAUCCCUUUAUAUGCGACUGCACCACAGAAUGGCUGCAGAGGAUCAAUUCGCUGGCGCUGAGGCAGCACCCGAGGGUGAUGGAUCUCGAGUCCGUUUAUUGUAGACUUCCUUACGACCGUCACAAGUCGUUCAUACCACUGCUGGAGGCCAAACCUUCCCAAUUCCUGUGCACUUACAAAGCGCACUGCUUCGCCCUGUGCCACUGCUGCGACUUUGACGCCUGCGACUGCGAAAUGACGUGCCCGACGAAUUGCACGUGUUACCACGAUCAAUCCUGGUCGGCGAACGUCGUCGACUGCUCGAGCUCGGGCUACAAAACCCUGCCGGGUCGAUUGCCAAUGGACGCGACGGAGGUUUAUCUCGACGGGAACAAUUUCGGUGAAUUGAAUUCUCACUCGUUCAUCGGCCGCAAGAACCUGCGAAUCCUCUACGCGAACGACAGCAACAUCAUCGCGAUCCGCAAUCACACUUUCAGCGGUCUGAAGCGGCUGCUCGUGCUCCAUCUGGAGAACAAUAAGAUAAGCGUGCUCAACGGCGUGGAGCUGAUGCCGUUGGAGAAUCUGAAGGAGCUCUAUCUGCAGAACAAUCUGCUGACGUACAUCGAUAACGGCACGUUUCUGCCGCUACGUCAGCUGGAGGUGCUGCGUCUGGAGAACAAUCGGCUCGCCGCGUUCGCCCUUUGGCAGCUGGGACAGAAUCCGUACCUGGUCGACAUCGGGCUGUCCAGCAAUCCGUGGAACUGCGAGUGCUCGUAUUUGGACCGCGUGCGGGAGUGGAUGUCCCGUAACCGGGCGAAGAUCAACGACUGGCGGAGCGUCACCUGUUCCCUCGGCGUGCCCAUAACUCUGCCGGCGAACGGAUCGGUCAUAAAUUGCGCGGCGUUAACGGGCACGACCUCCGUCGUCGAGAUGCGACCGCUCGAGGCUUAUCUACCGCUGCUGCUGGCCACGGUUCUGAUCUUCGUGAUGGUUGCGUUGGUAUGCGGCGCCUUCCGGCACCGCCGUACCCUGAGGACCUGGGCGGCGAGCAGGUGCGGUUUACGGGCCUGCUACAAAACCGCCGCCUUCGAGGACCAGGAGAAGCCGUUCGACGCUUACAUCUCGUACUCCGCGGUUGACGAGGCGUUCGUCUCGACGAUUCUCGUGCCGGGGCUCGAGACCUCGUACAGGCUGUGUUUACACUAUCGCGAUCUUGGCGCCGGCAGCAACGUGGCCGACGCCGUGGCCGAGGCGGCCGACUCCUCGAGGCGCACCAUCCUCGUACUGUCAAAGAACUUUCUGCAUGGCGAGUGGUCCAGAUUCGAGUUCAAGGCGGCCCUAAGGGACGCUCUCAAGGGUAAGGGCCGCUCGGUGAUUUUGCUUCUGGUGGGCGGUGUGUGCCCGCGCGAUCUCGACGCCGAUCUCAAAAAGAGAAUUUCGUCGCACACCGUGCUCGUAUGGGGGGACAAGUUAUUCUGGCAAAAGCUGAGGUUCGCCAUGCCGGACGUGUCCCCUGUUCCCGUUCUCGAGAGACCCCUGCCGCUGCCGCCGCCGCCGCCACCCCCGAUGCACCAUCAAUGGACGUAGAGCUGUCGUUAUUUAGAUGUGAACUGUUCCCAAGAGUAUUAUUGAAUCGCGUUACGUAAGGAGUAGCCGGAGAUCGCAAUGAGGAAGGACUCCUGACUAUCGCGACUUUUCUCUCUACUUAUUAUCAGAAGCAUUUCUUACUAUUGCAAUGUACCCGUAACACGGUGUCCGAAUAAAUAAGCGGUUAUUCGUAUUUUUGAGAAUCGUGAUAGCUUCGUAGUGUGCAAAUGUAAUUAGCGCGUGAAACCAGAAAAAAAAGAACAUUGGAGCAUACUACCUGUAACUCGUAUUGCAACGAAGUAACGUUUUUUCCCCUCUUUCUACUCGACGAUAGUUUAAUCAUCGACGAUCGAUUCAUUAAAGUUCUUCGGUAAAUUCUCUUGUUUGAUCGAAAACGGAGAUCAAUGUACAUAGCGAGAGUUUUGUAUAUUUGUAAUAUAGAUAGGGCAUUUUAUUAUAUAUAUAUAUAUAAACACAAUAAAGUUAUUUAUAUAUAUUUUAAUCACAAGAGCAGAGCGUAUACUUCUUUCUCUCAUCCUAGCACACUUUGCGCGAUUCGCCGCCAUCGCCCGCAUCUCAUUGUUCCGUUGAGCGGCGGGGCGGCCGAAAGACUUAUCUAAAAUUCUAUCAACCGUUGUGUAUAAUGUAUAUCCGUUUGUACAAAGUUGUGCGCGCGAGCGCGUGCACGCGCGGGAACAUUAAUAUCAUUAACGUCAGCGUAACGCGACGACCGACCGACCGAUUUGUUCGUUCGUAGGUUUGAAUGGUCGACUCCUCCGCUUCGCAACGGGCAGCAUCGACGAAGAGUCGGCGCCAGAAGCAUUAAAUAUUAUUACACCCUGCAUUAUAUUCGCCAUCGCACUCCGGCGCCCGCGUCGAUGAUUAAUAGGGAUACUCCGCGUAGCGUGACGUCGAGUAAUAUGUGCGCAUUGUAAUAAUAAAGCGGUACGAGAGGCAUGAAUUCGCGGAUGGGUUAAUUAGUACAAAUUACUGCGGUAUCAAUUCUCGCCUACCGUUGCAAGCAGUCCGGCCUGGCGUGGCAGCGAACGGUAAAUUAAUUCCAUUUAAGUCGCGUCUUGCGCGACGCGAGCACCGACCGAAGCCGAGACUCUGUAUAAAUAUUAGCUUUCUGUUAUACAUCGAUGUACCAUAAUUGUAUGAAAAAAAAGAAAUUAAAUGUUUUCCCUCUGUAAAUGUGGCUCCCAGACGGGCCGCGGCUACAUUAAAGGAGACUAUUUGCGUUUCGCAAUAAAAAGGCUGAAGUGACAA
This is a messenger RNA of Ooceraea biroi (clonal raider ant), 5916 nucleotides long. It is a transcript of the gene Toll-6, whose product is annotated as Toll-like receptor 6. Gene Ontology annotation, biological process: signal transduction. Gene Ontology annotation, molecular function: signaling receptor activity; protein binding. The record is from RefSeq and is a predicted model, not a curated record. Lineage: Eukaryota; Metazoa; Arthropoda; Insecta; Hymenoptera; Formicidae. Gene Ontology annotation, cellular component: plasma membrane.